This is a messenger RNA of Striga hermonthica, 801 nucleotides long. Lineage: Eukaryota; Viridiplantae; Streptophyta; Magnoliopsida; Lamiales; Orobanchaceae. The record is from the annotation of a GenBank genome assembly.
AUGAUUAGCUUUACAUAUUCUAUCGAUGGCAUUGUAACUUGUAGAUGGGCUCAUAUUGCGAGCCACUUGCCGGGAAGAACAGACAACGAGAUCAAGAACUACUGGAACUCGUGGAUCAAAAAGAAGAUACGAAAAUCCUCCUCCACAUCCUCGCUAACAACCUCGACAAACACAAUUAAUGCCUUACCAAAAUCCGACCACCAAAUGCCCUCAUCACAAUUCACCACAUCAUACACACAAAACCACCAACUCGAAAUCUCAAGCCGCAAUAAUCAAGACCUCGCCGCGAAAUCCUCGCAAGUUCAAGAAAAUUCCGCAACUCUACUCCCUCUCCCGAGUCCUCGUUUCAUGUUCGAAAUCGAGGGCAUGAUGAGCUUGAACAACAACCUUAACUCCCGAAUGGAUAAUAGUAAUAAUCACCCGAUUUUCCAAGAAAAUAACCGAGAAACGUGGCAACCAAACAAGAUGAUUAGGCACGACGAACAUCUAGCCGCCGGUCAGCCGGAUAUGGUCCAAUUCACGAGCUUCGGUUUGACUCCGUUGAUCGAUAACAUUGAGAGCAUGAUGAUGCCGGUUGACCACCGGCAAGUGCAGAGUUUCGUGGGGCCCGGACAGGUGGCGGAGCUCGACUGCAUGGGAAGAAACGAGGUGAUUAACGAAUGGGUCGACGCGCAAAAUUGUUCGAGUUAUCUGUUUUGGGAUCAGUUAGCAGGGCAGUUUGGAGGGGAAGAAACAAUUAUGCCAAGUGCUUCAUCAAAUGUGGGUACCAUUUUGUACUCUUCAUUUCCUUCAUCUCUAUGA